GGCGGAAGUACAGCGGCUAACAGGCUAACGGCUGCUAGAGAUUCAAAUGAAAAGAUGAGCAGCUUCAAGAUCUGAUUAUUGAUCUGGUUAUUGAUCUGAUCCGCGGGGGAGCAGACAGGAAUAAUCGAUAUUCAUCCCGGGAAAAUUUCCAGGCUCCAGGAUGUACGCCGUGCACCGGCAGGCCCACACUCCCACCACCGUGGAGUUCUCCGUCUACUGCAACUUCAUCUCCAGCAAGGAGAAGAACCUGGUGGUGGCCGGGACGUCGCAGCUCUGCGUCUACAGGAUCAUCCACGAUGUGGAGAGCUCGUCUAAAGCUGACAAGUCCUCAGAUGCUAAGACCCGGAAGGAGAAGCUGGAGCUGGUGGCGUCUUUCUCCCUGUUCGGGAACGUCAUGUCCAUGGCUAGUGUCCAGCUGGUGGGGGCUAGCAGAGACGCCCUGCUGCUCAGCUUCAUCGACGCUAAGCUGUCGGUGGUGGAGUACGACCCCGGGACCCACGACCUGAAGACGCUGUCGCUGCACUACUUUGAGGAGCCGGAGCUGCGGGACGGCUUCGUCCAGAACGUCCACAUCCCCAUCGUCCGGGUGGACCCGGAGAACCGCUGCGCCGUCAUGCUGGUGUACGGAACCAACCUGGUGGUGCUGCCCUUCAGGAAGGACACGCUGACCGACGAGACGGAGGCCGGGGUCGGGGAGGGGCCCAAGUCCAGCUUCCUGCCCAGCUACAUCAUCGACGUGCGAGAGCUGGACGAGAAGCUGCUGAACAUCGUCGACAUGAAGUUCCUGCACGGCUACUACGAGCCCACGCUGCUCAUCCUGUUUGAGCCCAACCAGACCUGGCCCGGACGUGUAGCGGUGCGCCAGGACACCUGCAGCAUCGUUGCCAUCUCCCUCAACAUCAUGCAGAAGGUUCAUCCAGUCAUCUGGUCUCUCAGCAACCUGCCCUUCGACUGCACCGGAGUCAUGGCUGUUCCCAAGCCCAUAGGAGGGGUGGUGGUGUUUGCGGUGAACUCCCUGCUGUACCUGAACCAGAGUGUUCCUCCCUACGGAGUCUCCCUGAACUCCCAGACCAACGGGACCACGGCCUUCCCUCUACGAGUCCAGGAGGAGGUCCGGAUCUCCCUGGACUGCUCCCAGUCCGACUUCAUCGCCUACGACAAGAUGGUGAUCAGCCUGAAGGGAGGAGAGAUCUACGUUCUGACCCUCAUCACCGACGGCAUGAGGAGCGUCAGGGCCUUCCACUUCGACAAGGCUGCUGCCAGCGUGCUGACCACCUGCAUGGUGACCAUGGAGCCGGGGUUCCUGUUCCUGGGGUCCAGACUGGGGAACUCUCUCCUACUGAAAUACACAGAGAAGCUGCAGGAGACGCCGCUGGAGGACAAGAAGCAGGAGGAACCGCCCAACAAGAAGAAGAGACUGGAGUCUUCCAACUGGACCGACGAGGUGGAUGAGAUCGAGGUUUACGGCAGUGAAGCUCAGUCAGGAACCCAGCUGGCCACCUACUCCUUCGAGGUUUGUGACAGCAUCCUGAACAUCGGCCCCUGUUCCAACGCCUCCAUGGGGGAGCCGGCCUUCCUGUCUGAGGAGUUCCAGAACAACCCAGAACCGGACCUGGAGGUCGUUGUCUGCUCCGGAUACGGCAAGAACGGAGCUCUGUCUGUCCUGCAGAGAUCCAUCCGGCCUCAGGUCGUCACCACCUUCGAGCUGCCCGGCUGCCACGACAUGUGGACGGUCGUCUGCAGCGACGCCCGCGAGGAGAAGAAGGACGGUAAAGGGGACGACUCUGACGAUGGAGGGAAGACGGAGACGGAGGAGGAGAAGGAGGCAGAGAAGGAGGAGAAGACGGAGAAGGAGAAGACGGAUCCUCCGCUGGAGGACGACAACAAGAAACACGGAUUCCUGAUCCUGAGCAGGGACGACUCCACCAUGAUCCUCCAGACGGGGCAGGAGAUCAUGGAACUGGACACCAGCGGCUUCGCCACCCAAGGCCCCACCGUGUUUGCCGGGAACAUCGGGGAGAACCAGUACAUCGUCCAGGUGUCGCCCAUGGGUCUCCGUCUGCUGGAGGGAGUGAAGCAGCUGCACUUCGUGCCUGUGGACCUGGGAUCUCCCAUAGUGCACUGCUCCGUGGCCGACCCCUACGUGGUCAUCAUGACGGCCGAGGGCGUCGUCACCAUGUUCGCCCUGAAGAGUGACUCGUACCUGAAGACGCACCGGCUGGCGCUGCAGAAACCCCAGAUAUCUACGCUCUCCAGGGUGAUCACCUUGUGCGCCUACCGGGACGUUAGCGGCAUGUUCACCACGGAGAACCGGGUCAGCUGCUGCACCAGAGAAGACUCGCUCAGCCGGAACCCAUCGGAGGUGGAGACGGUGAUCCAGGAGCUCAGCAACACCAUGGACGACGAGGAGGAGAUGCUCUACGGAGACUCCAACGCUAACGCUGGACCUGCUAAAGAUGAACCUGGUUCUGGUUCCGGGACCGAGGGAAGUCCCGGGAAGACGGAGCCGAGUCACUGGUGUGUGAUCUGCAGGGAGAACGGAGUCAUGGAGGUGUACCAGCUGCCAGACUGGCGCCUGGUGUUCCUGGUGAAGAACUUCCCGGUGGGCCAGAGGGUUCUGGUGGACUCGUCGUCGGGCCAGUCGGCCUCCCAGGGCGGGGACUCUAAGAAGGAGGAGCUGACCCGGCAGGGAGAGAUCCCUCUGGUGAAGGAGGUGGUUCUGGUGUCGCUGGGACACAACCGGACCCGCCCCUACCUGCUGGUCCACGUGGAGCACGAACUCCUGAUCUACGAAGCUUUCACCUACGACCAGCAGCAGCCGCAGAACAACCUGAAAGUCCGAUUCAAGAAGGUUCCCCACAACAUCAACUUCAGGGAGAAGAAGACGAAGCUGAAGAAGGACAAGAAGGGCGAUGGCGGCGAGGACUCGGGGGUCAGAGGUCGCAUCGCCAGGUUCCGCUACUUCGAGGACAUUUCUGGCUACUCGGGGGUCUUCAUCUGCGGCCCGUCGCCACACUGGAUGCUAAUCACCUCCCGCGGCGCCAUGAGGCUCCACCCCAUGACCAUCGACGGCCCCAUCGAGUCCUUCUCCCCCUUCCACAACAUCAACUGCCCCAAGGGCUUCCUCUACUUCAAUAAACAGGGGGAGCUGAGGAUCUCCGUCCUCCCCACCUACCUGUCCUACGACGCCCCCUGGCCCGUCAGGAAGAUCCCGCUCCGCUGCACCGUCCACUACGUCUCCUACCACGUGGAGUCCAAGGUUUACGCCGUCUGCACCAGCGUGAAGGAGCCGUGCACCCGUAUCCCCCGCAUGACGGGAGAGGAGAAGGAGUUCGAGACCAUCGAGAGAGACGAUCGUUACAUCAACCCUCAGCAGGAGAAGUUCUCCAUCCAGCUCAUCUCCCCGGUGAGCUGGGAGGCCAUUCCUAACGCCCGCAUGGACCUGGAGGAGUGGGAACACGUCACCUGCAUGAAGACGGUGGCUCUGCGGAGCCAGGAGACGGUGUCGGGCCUGAAGGGCUACAUCGCUGCAGGAACCUGCGUCAUGCAGGGGGAGGAGGUCACCUGCAGGGGGAGGAUCCUGCUCCUGGACGUGAUCGAGGUGGUUCCAGAACCGGGUCAACCCCUCACCAAGAACAAGUUCAAGAUUCUGUACGAGAAGGAGCAGAAAGGACCGGUGACGGCGCUGUGUCACUGCCACGGAUACCUGGUGUCGGCCAUCGGCCAGAAGAUCUUCCUGUGGGCCCUGAAGGACCAGGACUUGACGGGGAUGGCGUUCAUCGACACGCAGCUCUACAUCCACCAGAUGAUCAGCAUCAAGAACUUCAUCCUGGCGGCCGACGUGAUGAAGAGCAUCUCGCUGCUACGCUACCAGGAGGAGAGCAAGACGCUAUCGCUAGUUAGCAGGGACGCGAAGCCGCUGGAGGUUUACAGCAUUGAGUUCAUGGUGGACAACAACCAGCUGGGCUUUCUGGUGUCGGAUAGAGACAAGAACCUGUUUGUGUACAUGUACUUACCUGAAGCUAAGGAGAGUUUUGGCGGGAUGCGUCUGCUCCGCCGCGCCGACUUCAACGCGGCCGCUAACAUCAACGCCCUGUGGAGGAUGCCCUGCCGGGGAGCCCUGGAGCAAGGCAGCAAGAAGAGCCUGACCUGGGACAACAAGCACAUCACCUGGUUCGCAACGCUGGACGGCGGCGUGGGCCUCCUCCUGCCGAUGCCGGAGAAAACGUACCGGCGGCUGCUGAUGCUGCAGAACGCUCUGACCACCAUGUUACCUCACCACGCCGGGCUCAACCCCAAGGCCUUCAGGAUGAUGCAGAGCGACCGGCGCAGCCUCCAGAACGCGGUGAGGAACAUCCUGGACGGAGAGCUGCUCAACAAGUACCUGUACCUGAGCAUGAUGGAGCGCAGCGAGCUGGCCAAGAAGAUCGGAACCACGCAGGACAUCAUCCUGGACGACCUGCUGGAGGUCGACAGAGUCACGGCUCAUUUCUGAGCACAGUUCUGGUCCCGACCCGGAGGACCUGGACCUGGUUCUGGAUCUGGUCCCGACCCGGAGGACCUGGAUCUGGUCCCGACCCGGAGGACCUGGAUCUGGUCCCGACCCGGAGGACCCGGAUGUGGAUCUGGUCCCGACCCGGAGGACCAGGGAGACCCGGGAGACCCCAGACCGGACCGUAGAAACCCGUUUCCUCGCUAGGAGGAAGGAAUGUUUUCUUAUUGAUUUUGUAAUAAAACUUCAAACACUCA
Messenger RNA from Cololabis saira (Pacific saury), 4749 nucleotides. RefSeq names its product cleavage and polyadenylation specificity factor subunit 1-like. The coding region runs from base 161 to 4495 and encodes 1444 amino acids. Gene Ontology annotation, molecular function: protein binding; nucleic acid binding. Gene Ontology annotation, cellular component: nucleus; mRNA cleavage and polyadenylation specificity factor complex. NCBI's taxonomy places the organism in Eukaryota, Metazoa, Chordata, Actinopteri, Beloniformes, Belonidae. The transcript is spliced from 38 exons. The record is from RefSeq and is a predicted model, not a curated record.